This is a messenger RNA of Seriola dumerili (greater amberjack), 2105 nucleotides long. RefSeq names its product ependymin related 1 (gene epdr1). Gene Ontology annotation, molecular function: calcium ion binding. NCBI's taxonomy places the organism in Eukaryota, Metazoa, Chordata, Actinopteri, Carangiformes, Carangidae. The record is from RefSeq and is a predicted model, not a curated record. Gene Ontology annotation, cellular component: lysosome; extracellular region. The coding region runs from base 90 to 722 and encodes 210 amino acids. Gene Ontology annotation, biological process: cell-matrix adhesion. The transcript is spliced from 4 exons.
AGAGGAGGAUCACAAUCAAAUAAUAUCAAGUGCAGCCCGCUGUCAGCGAUAACAACUACGGGGCUAGCUAACGGGACUCUCCUGUCGUCAUGCACCGUCUGUUGUUUGUGGUUCUGGCCGGAGCAUCAGUUCUCGGCCUCCCCAGGCUGAAUAUCACUAAGGCGGCCGGGCCCUGCCUCGCCCCGCUGCAGUGGGAGGGCAGGUGGGUGCUGUACGACCACAGCACCGGGAGGAACAACCGUGCAGCCGUUUCCUACGACGGCCUGAACCAGAGGAUCCGAAUCCUGCAACAGCACAAGAAACACACCCCGUGUCAGAAGUUUUUUGAGUACAUCUACCUGUACCAGAGCAUGGUGAUGUUCCAGAUUGACCAGAAGACCAAAGACUGCUCAAAGAUCGCGCUGACGGAGGCCUGGGAUCCCUUUGACAUCCCCGACAACUCCACCUUCGAGGACCAGUACUUCAUCGGAGGCCCUGGGGACAAUGUGGAGGUUCAGGAGUGGUCAGACAGGAAGCCGGCCCGUCAGCAUGAGACAUGGGUGGGUGUUUACACCCUGAAGGACUGCUAUCCAGUGCAGGAGACAUACACCAGGAACAGCAGCGUCACCACCUCCACCCGCUUCUUCAACCUCCAGCUGGGCAUCAGUGAUCCCGAUGUCUUCACCCCACCCAGCACCUGUCAAUCAGCCCGGCCUGAGAGGAUGGCCGAGUCCGACUGCUGAGGCCCUGCCAGGCCUCAACUUUGACCUUAGAUACUUAACAGCCUUUUCAGGCUGAGUCUGAAAUCACCCCUUCAAUCCCUAAUUCACUACUCCCUGUAGAUACACAAUAGUUUACACUGUAGUGAGCAGUUAAUUAAGAUUUCACACACCUACAAACCAUUGUCAUUGUGUGUCAUCACUUACAGGCAUAAUGUCACCCGACUGUUAACGUUUGCAACUGUAAAAUCUGGCACGUCGGAUUGUUUGCAUGGAGUAAUGUACAUUCCAUGGACUCUGAUUUUUCCACUAAGAAUUCGGACAAUAAAUUAAAAUUGUACUGGGUAAAUUUAUUGCAUUACAUAGUAAAGAAGGAAGUGAUUUCGGACACAGCCUUUAUAGAAUUGUUUGUUUAUUUGCUGCUAAUUUGCGAAAACUGUUGUCAGGUCUAGUGAUUCCUGCUAACUGCAACCUAACAAGCUAGCUCACAGAAAGUUGUACCAACUGGUUAUGAUUACUAAAUGAUUACUUUCAUGAUAAAAAAGUAACUUUUAGUGACGUUAUUUCACUAAUGAUAACCUUCAAGCUACCAAGCUAGCUUACAGCCAACUCUUGGGUUUCAGUGAACCAUUGUGACUACAUGCUGACGAGCAUUGGUUAAUUUCUUAGCUCAGGACAUGGAGGUUGAUUAAUCCAAAUCUUUCGUCAAAGACGUGAAGUGCCUCAUAAACAUGAAAAGAUAUGAAGUUAAAAUCACAGCCAUUAUGCUUUGUAGUGUAUUUUAGAUCCAGCCAUAUUUUCCCAGACGUGCAGUGGUCUGUUUGAGGUGUAAUAGACGGGUUUGCACACAGCAGGGGGGUAGAAACUUAUUUCCAACAUGUCAUGAGUGCUCAAACCAAAAAGAUACGAUUAGGAUUUCACCUUUCAAGUGAAAGAAAGUGAAGAAAAAUUAUUGCUUGUCUUUUUAUUUUUUUCAAAAAUACUACAAACAGUGAUAUUAUAAAACCAGUAAUUACCCAUGUUUGAGAUUUUUUUAGAAAGGUCUUAUUAGGCUUAUUCAUCACUGAUUUUGCUGAUAUGAUGAGAAUGUAUCUGCUAAAGUCUGAUGUCUGUUGGUUCAUUUCAAACAAAACCUAAAAAUAUUAUUAAUCUCAUGUAUGACACUAGAUUUUUCGGGGUCACAAAGUCCAUCUCAAACUUAAUUGCAAGGUCAAAUGAUUUCCUGGAGACAUGUACUGUGGGAUUCAGUUGCAGCAAGUAAUUUGUUUGAUUUGUUGUCGAGGACUUUAUCAAAUAAGUGAAAACAAUAUUUGAUAAUUUCAUCACUUGUGCAGCAGGAAUUAAUUACUGUUUUUCUUUUACUGUAUUUGAAUUAUUGUGAUCUAUAAAACAUUUAAACAAACUAAA